This is a messenger RNA of Mytilinidion resinicola, 1178 nucleotides long. RefSeq names its product S-adenosyl-L-methionine-dependent methyltransferase. The record is from RefSeq and is a predicted model, not a curated record. NCBI's taxonomy places the organism in Eukaryota, Fungi, Ascomycota, Dothideomycetes, Mytilinidiales, Mytilinidiaceae. The coding region runs from base 169 to 1035 and encodes 288 amino acids. The transcript is spliced from 2 exons.
CGUCAAUAGCAAUACAACCCUUUCCUCGGCCACACUCCUGACAUCAGCUCUCUCUCUCACACAAACUUAGAUAGCCAUAUUAGUCAGCGGUUUUCUUCCUCCGCUAUCGCUCCCACAUUGCCGGCGAACUUGGCCGUAGCUCCAAACGGGGCACCUCACAAUAUCAUCAUGACAGUGUCACAAGAUCCCAAUGCAGAAAUCUUUUCUUGUGAAGAAGUACCAGAACGACUAGACGAACAACACUUCGCCACAACCAAAACUUUCGGUUUCCUCGUCCACCCCAACAUCCCACUCAACUCACCCACGAUCAAAAUAGCAGACAUUGGCACCGGCACCGGUAUCUGGCUCUUAGACGUCGCCAAAAGUCUACCUCCAACAUGCCAACUCAUUGGCUUCGACGUCUCAUCCUCGGCAUUCCCACCAACUCAAACAUUACCACAAAACGUGUCGUUUCAAAUACAAGACAUGCUUCUACCCUUCCCAGCUUCUGAGAUAGGAAGCUUUGAUGUAGUUGCAGUCCGCUUUGUCAGCGUUGCGACUACGCGGGCGGCAUGGGCUCUUGCCAUUGAGAAUGUAAUGACAUUGCUGAAGCCGGGCGGCUGGCUACAAUGGAUCGAUUCGUGCAACUUUACACUGUACAAUUCCGUUGCUGGCUCGUCUCGCGCCGCGUGCCAGGAGAUCUAUGACGGUCUGGAGCCAUUUCGUGCCAAAGACGAUAUCGUCAUAGGAAUGGUGAUGCGGGAGCCGAAGAAUAUGAGGAGGGAAGAUGUGUUUCGAAAAUUAGGCUUGACGGAUGUGCACGAAGAUGUGUUUUCGACGGAUAGGUUGCAGGACCCGGAGUUGCAGCUAAGGGACAAAGGGACUAGAAAUACCAUUGUUUGUUUCUUGGGAUGCUUGCAGGCAUUGGUUGGCGUGGAUGGAAAUGGGUGGAGCGAAGAGAGAAUUGAGAGACUUAAGGUGGAAGCAAUGAAGGAGGUUGAUGAGGGAGUUUAUCAUACGCUUGAUCAGGUGUGUAUAGUGGGGAGAAAAGUUUAGUAGUUCCAAUUAACACUUAGCAUUUCCAUCUUUAUAUAGUCGGCUCUAGGACGUAAGUAGUUAACGCCAUAAAACGCCGAUCGCUUACAAAUAAAACCCUACUAAAGGUAGAGUAUAAUAUAAUAAUUUGAUCUAAUUACUAG